AUGCAUCUACUUGACGUGCGUACCCGCAAGCUCAAGUACUUCGCAGGCGAGGUGCCGUCGUAUGCAAUCCUUUCGCACACAUGGGGAGAUGACGAGAUCUCUUUCCAGGACAUCAAAAACGCUGGCGUCGAACAACGGGCUGGGUACCUAAAAAUCAAGAAGACAUGCGAGCUUGCUGCGGGUCUUCAACUCAACUAUAUCUGGGUUGAUACCUGUUGCAUCGACAAGAGCAGCAGCACGGAGCUCUCAGAGGCCAUAAACUCGAUGUAUCAAUGGUACCAAGACGCCACGGUAUGUUACGCUUAUCUCUCCGACGUCGAUAUCAAUGUUUCGUCUCGUCGAGAGUCCGAUGACCAAGUUUCCAACAGCCGCUACUUCACUCGGGGGUGGACCCUACAAGAAAUCCUUGCUCCAUGGACCGUCAUCUUCCUUGACAUGCAUUGGCGAGAAAUGGGGACCAGGGAGACAUUACGAAACACCCUGACUGCCAUUACGCGAAUACCAGCCAAGUUUUUGUCCGGUGAAGACCUAGGAAAGGCCAGUAUCGCACAACGAAUGUCCUGGGCAUCACAUAGGACCACUACACGUUUUGAAGACCGUGCAUACAGUUUGCUGGGUAUAUUUGGUCUUAGCAUGCCGUUGCUGUAUGGCGAGGGUCAGAAAGCUUUCAUCAGACUGCAAGAAGAGAUCAUCAAUAACAUUGACGACUAUAGCAUAUUCGCAUGGACACUACCAGGGACUGGGAGUGCCGAUGUCCUCUCACCAUCGCCAGAAGGGUUUCAUUACUCGCGAGGCAUCAUUCCC
This is a messenger RNA of Exophiala viscosa, 804 nucleotides long. Its product is annotated as heterokaryon incompatibility protein-domain-containing protein. Lineage: Eukaryota; Fungi; Ascomycota; Eurotiomycetes; Chaetothyriales; Herpotrichiellaceae. The record is from RefSeq and is a predicted model, not a curated record. The annotation marks the transcript as partial. The transcript has a single exon.